AGAUGUUUAAUGUCUGCAAAACAAAUUAUCGAAAUUUUCCUUCAUCUCUCACAAAAUUACGUUUUCUUCAUUAUUCACGUUAUUUAAAAAACAUAAAUGAAUUAAAAGAAUCAACAAGUAAUUUAAUUCCCAAUGAAAUUGAACAAAAUAUACAAAGAUGGGAGAAAGGAAUUAAACUUGGCUUUGAUUUCUCAGAAAAUCCCAAUCAACUACAAAACCAAUGGAUGGGGUUAUCUUUGGAAUGUGUUGAUUUUAAACAACUUUCAAGUGCAUUUAUUACUUUAUCAACUAAAAAUCUGUCAAAAUCACAACUUUCUUCUUUACGUCUUUUGAAUCUUAAUGCUGGCAGAAAUCUUGAUUUGAAGAUUAUGGAACCAAAUAGUGAUACAAUUAUUGAAUGUGCUUUUUUAAGACUAUCCAAUUACUAUCUUGUAGUUAAAACAAAUAUUUUUGUUUUUGAUGCUUCCAAUUUGCGUGGAAAUAUUGAGGGAAAAUCUUUUGACCUUCGUUUAAGCCAAAAUUACUCAUUGAAAAAGGCAAUUAAUUUAUUUGGAAAUCGAGAGGAAUUUACUAAAUACAAAGGAUAUGAUGCAAUGCUUUAUGCCUUCAAAUGUAAAAAAAUGCCUAAUUUUGGAGAUGAUCCGGAUAUUAAUAAAUUCAUGCCUCUUUACAAGGUUAACACUUUUUGGUACUUAAUUAUGACUCAUCGCAAUUAACUGCUCUUUCUGCUU
This is a messenger RNA of Meloidogyne enterolobii, 731 nucleotides long. Lineage: Eukaryota; Metazoa; Nematoda; Chromadorea; Rhabditida; Meloidogynidae. The record is from the annotation of a GenBank genome assembly.